This is a messenger RNA of Globicephala melas (long-finned pilot whale), 1843 nucleotides long. It is a transcript of the gene LYPD8, whose product is annotated as LY6/PLAUR domain containing 8. Gene Ontology annotation, biological process: defense response to Gram-negative bacterium. The record is from RefSeq and is a predicted model, not a curated record. Lineage: Eukaryota; Metazoa; Chordata; Mammalia; Artiodactyla; Delphinidae.
UAUGUAUAGCUGAUUCACUUUGUUAUGAAGCAGAAACUAACACACCAUUGUAAAGCAAUUAUACUCCAAUAAAGAUGUUAAAAAAUAUUCUUUUCCAUUAUGGUUUAUCACAGGAUAUUGAAUAUAGUUCCCUGUGCUAUACAGUAGGACCUUGUUGUCUAUCCAUCCUAUAUAUAAGAGUGUACAUCUGCUAACCCCCAACUCCCAGGAUCUUAAUAAAUACAGCUAAACCUUAGCUAUUAGAUGACUUUCAUGUGCAGAGAGAUUGAUGACAGACCAGUCAGAAGUGUGCCGGGGCUUCUGAUUGAGCUCUGUAGGUUGAGCAUGUCCAGGUCCGGGGCUUUGGGGGUCAUGUGUGUUAGAGUCAGUGUGGUUAGAGGCCUGGGCCAAAUCCAGCUCUAACCCCCCCCAGGAGUGCAACCUUGACUCUGAGUGCUUUACUUAACCUCUCUGGGGCUUGAUUUCCCCUUUGAAAUAAGGUGAUGCUAAAAAUAGUACCUGCCUGCUGGGUGGAGGAAUUACAUGAAUCAAUGCACAUAAGUGCUUGGAACAAGAGUAAGUGCUCAGUAUGUGCCUGCUCGUUGGAGUGGCGAUGGCAGAGACAGAGCUCCUAUGUGCAUUAUGUGAAUGUGGCAAGAUACCACCUACAGGACGGACAUUAUGCUCUGGGACAUGAGAGCCCAGCGUUCUUCUUGGUCUCCCAUCCUCAGUGGGGUUGGCAGUCAUCUUUCUGCCCAUUUUGUACCCAUGGUGGCUCUGUAGGAAAUGCCCUGGGCUGUGUUUUGUACUUGUGUGUGGAUGCCUUUGCAGGCAUCUAGGAUUGGGAAAACCCGACUUUUGUGGAUAUAAGGGCAGGGUGGAAUCUACAUCUUGGCUCGGUGCUCCCCGCUGAGGAUGCUGAUUCCUUCUGUCACAAGGAUGGGCUGGGUCUGUUGAAGUUUGAUUGCAAUCCUAGGGAAUAUCACUCCCCAGCAGCCUUCUGAUUCCCCAGACUGCCCUCUUUGUGUCUCUUCUGGCUUAAGGCUCCGCGGCCACAGUCCUCAUCCUCAACGACAUACGUCCAGCACCAUGAAGGGCUUCCUCUUCGCUGGUAUCAUCGUCAUGCUCACGGUUGCAGCUGUAGAAUCCUUGAGUUGUGUGCAGUGUAAUUCGUUGACAGACCCCUGUGUUGACAGAAAUGCCACUGAGUGUCCCGCAAAUGCCAGUAUCAGCUGUACCACUUUCUUGACGAACUUUUCUCUAGGAGAAAACAUCACAUGGUAUGAGGAUAAGGCCUGCUCUGCGGAUAAUUGCAGCGUGGCUGAGACCUUCACAGUCCACGUAUCUGCUAAUGAAACCUUCCAUUUUGCAAGCCAGUGUUGCCAAGGAAAGGCGUGCAAUGACACCAACGACACCAUAGAUCCCCCACAGGAAGAGGUGUCCAGCAACACAGGGUGCUCUGCAUGUUAUGGAUCUAGUGAAACUUCCUGUAAUGAGACAACCCGGAAAUGUUAUAAAGAAGAAAGAUGUGUCAGUCUAAUCGCAGAAUUUAAGAAUGGCUCCGGACGCACAGGGCCAGCGACCACGGCCCACGGGCCCAGCCGCUCCGCAGCACGUGGGAUCUUCCCGGACCGGAGCACGAACCCGUGUCCCCUGCAUCGGCAGGCGGACUCUCAACCACUGCGCCACCUUUGACUUAAUCUGAAAGCCAGAUCAAAGCCAUCAUAAAUAGAUGAAGCUCGUGCUGAAAGGCUGCUCCAAUGUCAGCAACUCCACCUGUGAGUUCCUGGCUACUGGAAAUCGGACGGUUGGAGGAGUCACUUUCCUAAAGUUUGAGUGUGAAAACAGCUCCGAUGCCUCCUCA